AUGGAAGCAAAUCACGACCAUGAGCUUCCACUCUUACAAGGACAGGCCAAUGGUGCAUCCAACAAUACCAACGCUACCAACACCAACAAUAGUGUUGGCGAGGAUGAUUUGAUUGAGUCUGAGCUUGGGUCUGAGAUUGACCAUGUCAUAGGAGCAGUUGUUGACUCCAAAGAAAAGAAGAAAGAGAAGCAACGUGAGCACACAAAACAGCAUAACAGAAAGCGGAAACAAGAAAAUAUUGAAAAAAUGCCUUGGAGCAAAGCGUGUUGCUUUUUCAUUCUACAGUACUUUGAAACAAGCAAUGGAGACUGUCCCAGAUGA
Messenger RNA from Seminavis robusta, 321 nucleotides. Lineage: Eukaryota; Bacillariophyta; Bacillariophyceae; Naviculales; Naviculaceae. The record is from the annotation of a GenBank genome assembly.